This is a messenger RNA of Sphenostylis stenocarpa, 1494 nucleotides long. The record is from the annotation of a GenBank genome assembly. NCBI's taxonomy places the organism in Eukaryota, Viridiplantae, Streptophyta, Magnoliopsida, Fabales, Fabaceae.
AUGGAGCAGGAACAACAAAACCUUGAAAGCUUCUUAACAUGGGCAGCACUACUUGGAAUAUCAGACUCAACAACACGCGCCGACCAACCUCAACACUCUCUUUCCUCAUGUUUGGGUUCUUCUUUAUGUGUCUCUCAUUUUCCUCACUCUGGCGGAAGAGGUUUGGGUGCUGUGAGAGACCUUAGAAGGGGGGAAAUUGUUCUCAGGGUUCCAAAAUAUGCUUUGAUGACAAGAGAGAGUGUUAUGGAAGAUAAAAAACUCUGUUUUGCCGUCAAUAGACACUCUUGUCUCUCCUCAGUUCAGAUAUUGAUCGUUUGCUUGUUGUAUGAAAUGAGUAAAUGGAAGACUUCAAGGUGGCAUCCUUACCUCAUGCAUUUGCCACACACUUAUGACAUUCUAGCCAUGUUUGGGGAAUUUGAGAAGCGUGCUCUGCAAGUGGAUGAGGCGAUGUGGGUCACUGAAAAAGCUAUUCUGAAGGCCAAAUCAGAGUGGAGAGAUGCUCAUGCUUUGAUGGAAGAUCUCAUGUUUAGGCCCCAGUUUUUAACAUUUAAGGCUUGGGUUUGGGCUUCUGCAACGAUAUCUUCUCGAACUUUGCAUAUACCGUGGGAUGAAGCUGGGUGUUUAUGCCCUGUGGGUGACUUGUUUAAUUAUGAUGCACCUGGAGAGGAGUCAUCUGGCAUUGAGCAUUUAGAUUAUUUGCUAUCAAACUCUUCCAUUCACGAUACAAUCUUAUUAAAUGGAGACAAGAAUAUAAUGGUAGAUGCAGAACAGCUUGAUUCUCAUUCCCAGAGAUUAACUGAUGGUGGGUUUGAGGAAGAUGUUAAUGCAUAUUGCUUUUAUGCUAGGGCACAUUACAAGAAAGGAGAUCAGGUUCUAUUAUGCUAUGGAACUUACACAAAUUUGGAGCUUCUUGAACACUAUGGGUUUCUCCUACAAGAAAAUCCAAAUGACAAAGUUUUUAUCCCUUUGGAAGCUGCUGUAUAUUCUUCCACUUCAUGGUCUAAGGACUCACUCUAUAUCCAUCAUAAUGGGAAGCCUUCAUUUGCACUACUUGCUGCAUUGCGAUUGUGGGCAACCCCACAAAACAAGAGGAGGUCUGUUGGACAUCUUGUGUAUUCUGGUUCUCAAUUGUCUGCAGACAACGAAAUUUUCAUCAUAAAAUGGCUGUCCAAAACUUGUAUUGCUGUGUUAAAGAAUCUGCCAACAUCUAUUGAGGAAGACACCUUACUUCUGAAUGCAAUGGAUAAUAGCCAAGAUUUUUUCACUUUCGUGGAUAUCACAAAACUUUUGUCUUCCAGGGAUGAGAUGUAUACCUUCUUAGAAGCACAUAAUAUGAAGGAUACAGAUAGUUUCACUGAUAUAAUUUUAUCUAGAAAAGCAAGAAGGUCCAUGGACAGGUGGAAAUUAGCUGUCCAAUGGAGGCUCAAGUAUAAAAAAGUCCUUUUUAAUUGUAUCUCUUAUUGCAAUGAUAUACUAGAUUCUUUCAUGAAAUAA